Molecule: messenger RNA, 671 nt
Organism: Monopterus albus (swamp eel)
Lineage: Eukaryota; Metazoa; Chordata; Actinopteri; Synbranchiformes; Synbranchidae
Gene: wdr83os
Product: WD repeat domain 83 opposite strand
Exons: 4
Coding region: 103-423 (106 amino acids)
Biological process (GO): protein insertion into ER membrane
Cellular component (GO): endoplasmic reticulum membrane
Molecular function (GO): protein folding chaperone
Source: RefSeq, a predicted model, not a curated record
UUCCUCCAUUUCCGAGGAGGCAGAUCAGCUGUGUGGUGGUUACCUGAAUUUAAAUUUCUUUGAAAAAGCACACACAAAAAAAUAAGUGUGUUAUACAAUAUCAUGUCCUCAAACAACAUGGCAGACCCAAGGAGACCAAAUAAGAUUUUAAGAUACAAGCCCCCAAGCACAGAGGCCAACCCCACGCUGGAGGACCCCACACCUGACUACAUGAACCUGCUUGGUAUGAUCUUCAGCAUGUGUGGACUGAUGCUCAAGCUGAAGUGGUGUGCCUGGAUCGCAGUCUACUGCUCUUUUAUUAGCUUUGCAAACUCCAGAAGCUCAGAGGACACCAAGCAGAUGAUGAGCAGUUUCAUGCUGUCCAUCUCAGCAGUUGUGAUGUCCUACCUCCAGAACCCACAGCCAAUGUCGCCACCAUGGUAACCACGGGCCAAUCACAAAAGAGCACAGAAAUGAAUUGUGGGUGACGAGACAGCUGAUUGGGCACCCCACGUCCGUCAGUGAGGAAAAACAGAGACUGAAAGAAAGAUGAUAUGAUAAGAGAGAGAGAACGUGGACAGUAGGAUACUGAGAUCACAUUGCCUUUGAUCGUGUCCUCAUAUUGUUCUCUUUUUAGUCUGAGUCUUUACUGUUUGGCUGUUCUAAAUAAAAUUGUCUGGUUUUUAAAUGAA